AUGACACAACUCGACCACGAAACCCCCUUUGACGCCGUUGCAGUCGAUCCUGCUUCUCGUCCCAAUCUCGAUGAUCAGCUGUCAACUGAGACUGAUCAUUGGGAAACCAAUAAAAAUAAGUGUUGCUACUUGUUCCACCACCAAGAAGGCUCCAAUCACUGGAAAAAAGCCGCAGCUGUUGCUGCCAUCCUUCUAGUCACUGUCCUCGGAAUUGCGUAUGCCAAGGCUUUCUCUCUCACCAGCAACAACAGUGACGACUCCUCGUUGUCUCGGAUGGAAUAUCGUGCGAAAAUGGAAUCCAUGGCGGAAAUGAUCUCCGAUCCACUUACAUUGCUCGACCCCUUUUCAGCCCAGUCACGAGCUCUAGAUUGGUUGGUCGAUACUGAUACCCUUUCCAUUGAUAUUGAUUACGAUCAUAGUAGUGAUAACAACAACAACAACAACAACAACAACUUCAAGCAACGGUAUGCAUUGAUGGUAUUCUUUUUUGCGACAAAUGGGAAUGGUUGGACCAUGGUGGAAACCUGGGAUGAGCUGACGGGAACAAGUGAGUGCAGCUUUUCCGGCAUUGAUUGCGAUUCUAAGAUGCGUGUGAUCGCGCUCUCCAUGUCGGCAAGGAGAUUGUCUGGAACCAUUCCAGAGGAAGUUGGUGUUCUUUCAUACUUGGAGACUCUGAUCCUUGGAAGAAACGAUUUACAAGGAAGUAUCCCCAGUUCCAUUUUUACUGGAUGCCAAAGAUUGGUUAGGUUCGAUGUCGGUUUCAAUCGACUAUCAUCCACUCUAAGCACAGAAAUCGGAACCCUCGUCAACUUGCAAGUGCUCCUGGUUUCCUCCACAAGCAUAAGUGGUCCUUUGCCGGAGUCACUCAAGAACUUGAGUCAACUCCUAUCAGUGGGCUUUGUGCGAACCAAUCUAGAAGGCCCAAUCUUUGAUUUCGUACAGAGGUGGCCAAACAUUCGUGCACUUCUGCUGGAUGGCAGCAACGUCAACUUAACAAUUCCAACUGAAAUCGGAAAAUUGACAAACAUGCAGUCUCUGCGACUUCACGCGUUAGGCACCCAUGGCGGGAGCAUUCCAUCCGAGAUUGGUAAUCUGGAAAAGCUUGAACAUCUUGUGAUUGAGGGCACAACUUAUACAGGGUCGAUCCCCAGCCAAAUCGGGAAGCUUUCGAACCUGACAUACAUUCGCAUAAGUGGAGGCUUGAUCACGGGGACAUUGCCGACUGAAAUUGCAUCCUUGACAUCGUUGGAGAGACUAGAUCUGAUGGACAACAAUUUAGAUGGGGACAUUUCAGCAGAUAUUGGCAAUCUUGAACAACUCACCGAAUUCUCCAUUGCAGGAAACAACUUCGAAGGCCGUUUGCCUGGGACUUUCUGCUCCGUCCAGGCCAUUUUCUAUGAUUGCACUCUGACGUGUGACUGUUGUGCUUGCACAUGCUUUGCAUGCACAUGA
Molecule: messenger RNA, 1452 nt
Organism: Cylindrotheca closterium
Lineage: Eukaryota; Bacillariophyta; Bacillariophyceae; Bacillariales; Bacillariaceae
Source: the annotation of a GenBank genome assembly